Molecule: messenger RNA, 2735 nt
Organism: Leucoraja erinaceus (little skate)
Lineage: Eukaryota; Metazoa; Chordata; Chondrichthyes; Rajiformes; Rajidae
Exons: 10
Coding region: 65-1240 (391 amino acids)
Biological process (GO): mitotic sister chromatid segregation; mitotic cell cycle checkpoint signaling; establishment of localization in cell
Cellular component (GO): nuclear body; kinetochore; cytosol
Source: RefSeq, a predicted model, not a curated record
GGGCGGGCGGGUGUUCGGCGAUGUGAGGUGACGGCCGGGGUCCCGGGGGCGGAGAUACCGGGAGAUGCAUCAGCCGGCUGCAGAUGGUCAGAGGCUGCUUAAAGAGGUAGAAUCAGCAAGAAAUCUCCCUAAAACAGAGGAAUGUACAACAGAGGAAGGCCCUACUGUCGUUCAGCAUGCGAUGGGUUUUCGGAGGAACCAGAAGAUGAUGUUUCGGCAGCUGAAGACUUGUGCUUUGUUGUUGGAUCUGGUGAAAAACAGUGAUGCUACCACGAUUAAAGAAAUCACACAGCAGCAGGACAUCCAGCUGAAAGUCAAUGAAACGAGGCAGAGGUGGAAGAGUUUGAAGUCGGAAUCUCGAGUGCAAGAAGAGGAGUUGCAAAACAUCUCCACAAUCCUGCAGAAAUUCCAAGCUUUGGAGACGAAGCAGCAAACUCUGAGGGAAGCUGUGCAGUUGUAUGAAGCAAAGAAACAACAGCUUGAAGAGGCUGCUCAACGGAAGAGGUUACAGCAGAAGGAGAAGCAGAAACUUGGAUUGGGCGAAGAGAAGAGUCAGAUUGAGCGUGGAAUUGAGGAGUGCACUCUGUCUAUCAGCAAAUGUCGAGCUUUAAUACAACAGGCACAAAAGGCAGUCCAGCAACUGGCCAGGAAAAGUGGCUUCAGUGAGAGAGUCAGCCCGUGUGAUGUCCGCACACUGUCGCAGCUCCAACAGGUUCUGAAGACCCAGUCAGGUGUGGAAGUCCUUGGGCUCUCCGAAGACCAAGUGAGGCUUCAGUUUGAUCCCUGUGCGUUGAUCUCACUGACUAAGCUCACUCCUCUCGUGCUGACCGUGACCUGGACUGACAAUGGGGCGGCAAAGCUCGAGACCAACUGUGCCUUCCUUGACCUGUCUGAAAUGGAGUUCGUUGAUCUGCCAAACGUCACAGCUGAGAUCUGGAAACGUUACAUGAGCCAGGCAGAACUCUGGGGGGAAAUCCAGGACUUGCAAAACAGGUAUGCCAUUGAUUGGCUGGAAGAUGAACGGAAGCUGAAAUUUCUGCAUUGGAGAGCUGGCCGCUCCUCUAACAUCGUUUACACUUUGUAUGUUGAGCACGGUUACCCUAGCGACGGCGAGGUUAAACUCUGCUCCAUCCAAGAAAACAAUUGUCUGCUUGAACUGGUGAUUAAGCCUCCACAAACCAAGCCUUUGCUCGCUGACUGGUUGGAGUAUCUGAACAACUUGGAGUGUCAGCAAGGAUAGAUGGCGAUUCCUCUUCUCAUGUACAUAUGAUUCGCAGUGAGCUGCAAAAACUGAUCCACCUUUCUCUCUCUCUACACUAAUAAAAAAUAAAAAAAAGUUUAUAUUUAUGGUGUAUUGUUAAUUUUAGUUUAGAAAUAUAGCAUGGAUGUGAUCCUUUUUUACGUCUGAAGAAGGGAUCCGACCCGAAACGUCACCCAUCGUUUUUUCCCAGAGAUGCUGCCUGCCCGCUGAGUUACUCCAGUAUUUUCUGUCUCUAGGACUGAAUGGGUUUCAUGAUUGGGCCCUUCAGCCCAAUUUGUUCAUGCUGACCAAGGUGGCCCGCCUAAACUCGUCCUAUUGCCUGUGCUGUGCCUCUAACCUUUCCUAUCCAUAUUUCAAGUGUAUUAAAUGCUUUUGUAGUAUAGUUUAGAGAUACAGCAUGGAAACAGUCCCCGAGGUACACUAACAUGAUCCCACACACAUUAGGGACAAUUUACACUUAUAUCAAGCCAAUUAACCUGCUGUCUGAAGAAGGGUUUCCUCCCAAAACAUUACCUAUUUCUUUCGCUCCAUCGAUGCUGCCACACCUGCUGAGAUUCUCCAGCACUUUUGUCUUACCUGUGUUAAGUGUGGGAGGAAACCAAAGAUCUCAGAAACCCGUGGGGUCAUGGGGAGAAUGUACAAAUUCUAUAGACAGCACCCAUUGUCGGGAUCGAACCUGGGUUCUCUGGCACUGUAAGGCGGCAACUCUACUACUGGGCCAAUGCCGCCUAGUAUCUGCUUCAGCUACCUCAUCUGGCAGCUCAGUCCACAUACCCACCACCCUCUGAAAAAGAUUUUCCCUUUGAUUCUGAUUAAAUCUUGCUCCUCUCGCCCUGGGGAUUCUGCAGAAGGGUCCCAACCCGAAACCUCGUCUACCCAUUCUCUCCACAGAUGAUGCCUGACCUGCUUCAGUUCCUUCAGCGCUUUGUAUUUUGCUCCAGGUCAAAACUUCAAUAUCUUCACCAAAGAUACUAACUUUGAGUUCUUCCACGGAUACAAGUCAUGCAAUGUUGAACUGCUGGCAUUCACCAUCCAUGGUGUUGUUGAAAGGAGAGACGCAUACACACAAAUAUCAGUACAGGAAAUAAAUUUAUUUUUUUAAUGGAACAUUUGAGUAUAAUUGUUUGGUGGCAAAGAAAAAACUAUGUAACUGGUUGAUAAUUGAGCCAAUUGCUGAAAUACAGCUUUUUCUUGAGCAAGCUUAUUAAUGCAUUGACUGGCCUCUAAAUAAACAAAAACAUUUUGAAAGAAAGGGUUAAGGUCUUUUCGUUUUAAUGGUCUCAAAGUAAUAACCGGGUUCUCUGCACAAAUGUUAGCACUCGGCAUGGUAAAAUACUGGCUUUGAACACAAUGAUCAGAAAUAUUCAAAACUGAUAAAUUCAUUUUAAUAGGCAGCAUAUGACAGCUGGGAUUUUUCAAUCUUUAUUUCCUACAUUUACCACCUGCACCUUCCCUUACUUUUAAUUUAUUUCCU